AUGAUUUUAGUACUAAUUUCCGCUAUUUUACUAGGUGUUUUCACCUAUUCUGUAUGGAUCUGGUCAUAUUUUAUUCGAAAAGGAAUCAAAGGGCCACGUGGAUUCCCUGGUAUUGGGAUGCUGCUGCAGACUCUCGACCAUGAGAAUCCACCGUUUUUAAAAUACAGGCAGUGGACAAAGCAAUACGGGCCUGUUUGGGGAUUCACAGAAGGUCCUCAACAAACAAUGGUGAUUUCUGAGCCCGAAAUGGUUAAUGAAAUAUUCAACAAACAGUUCGAUAACUUUUAUGGAAGAAAACUCCGUCCAAUCAUUGGUGAUCCAGAAAAAGACAAAAGAGUGAACAUGUUUGCAGCACAGGGAAAACGGUGGAAACGUUUGAGAACGAUGUCAAGUCCUUCUUUCUCUAACAACAGUUUGAGAAAAGUUAAAAGUACUGUACAAGAGUGUGGAUCGGAAAUAUUGUGGAACAUCGAAAGAAAAGUAGCAACUGGCGAAGAGAUUGAUAUGCUUUUAUUCUACCAGGAAUACACACUUGGAGUUAUCAGUCGUAUUGCUCUGGGACAAUCUGAAUCCAAAAUGUUCCAAAAUCCAUUACUACUGAAAGUCAAAUCUAUUUUCAACGGUUCCUGGCACUUAUUCCUUCUCACCGGACUUUUCCCGCCACUUGCCUCCGUUAUCCGAAAAAUGUCGAAAUCUCUACCUGCUGAUUUUGUGCCAGCUUUUAAAAUAUUUGACCUUAUUGAGACUGCUGUAGAAGCACGAAUGGCCCAGCGGGAAAGUGAUAUCAAGAAUGGAAUCGAACCAGGAGAGCCUCAAGAUUUCAUUGACUUAUUUUUGGAUGCCAGAACUGAUGCUGACUUCCUGGGAGAGAAAAACGAGGACUUCUCGAAAACGGCAGUGAUGAAAGUUAACAAAGAACUGACUUUUGAUGAAAUCGUAGGACAAUGCUUUGUAUUUCUGGCUGCUGGAUUUGAUACUACCGCAUUGUCUCUUUCAUACGCCACGUUUCUAUUAGCAACGCAUCCCGAUGUACAAAAAAGGCUUCAAGAAGAAGUGGAUAACGAAUGCCCGGAUCCUGAAAUUAGUUUUGAUCAACUAUCAAAACUAAAAUAUAUGGAGUGUGUGAUGAAAGAAGCAUUGAGGUUGUAUCCAUUGGGUGUGACAGCCAACACAAGGAAAUGUAUGCGUGAGACAGUAAUCGAUGGCGUUAUAUUUGAAGAGGGAAUGAAUAUUCAAGUUGAUACGUGGACACUUCAUCAUAACAAAAGCAUUUGGGGAGAUGAUGUCGAAGACUUCAAGCCUGAAAGAUGGGAAAACUCUGCCUGCGAACACCUGGAACACAAUGGAUCCUACAUUCCAUUUGGUUCAGGGCCACGGCAAUGUAUUGGAAUGCGGCUUGCUCAAAUUGAACAGAAAAUUAUUCUGGCUCAAAUUCUUAAAGAAUACUCGUUCAGAACAUGCAAAAAUACACAGAUUCCAUUGAAACUUGUCGGUAAAUUAACGCUAUCUCCUGAAAAUGUCAUAGUUAAAUUGGAACCUAGAAAGGAUCUCUUGUAA
Molecule: messenger RNA, 1557 nt
Organism: Caenorhabditis briggsae
Lineage: Eukaryota; Metazoa; Nematoda; Chromadorea; Rhabditida; Rhabditidae
Gene: Cbr-cyp-13A6
Product: Protein CBR-CYP-13A6
Exons: 6
Coding region: 1-1557 (518 amino acids)
Molecular function (GO): oxidoreductase activity, acting on paired donors, with incorporation or reduction of molecular oxygen; heme binding; iron ion binding
Source: RefSeq, a predicted model, not a curated record